AUGGCGACUGCUUCAAAAUCUACUAAGAAUACUUAUGAAUAUAUGGAUGAAACUAAAAUCGAUGAUGAACUUAAAUGUGCUAUAUGUACACAACCUUUUCAAAAACCAGUUAGUCUUAUAUGUAAACAUACAUUUUGUCGUCAAUGUAUUAAAACUUGGUUAAAUAAAGUUCAUUCAUGUCCUUCAUGUCGACAAUCAUCAAUAAUUGAUGAAGAUGAAAAUCUCUUACCAAUCAAUACACAUAUUAUAAAUAAUCAACUUAAUCGAUUACUUGUUCGAUGUAAUCAAUGUAAUGAGAGUAAUAUUGAACGUGGAAAUUUUCGAGAUCAUGAAUCAAAAUGUCCGAAAAAGAUCGUAUCAUGUCGAUCUGUUGAUAUUAAAUGUUCAUGGAAAGGACCAAGAGAUAAACAAAAUCUACAUGAAAAAAAAUGUCCAUUUCAACAGAUGCGACCAAUUAUUGAUGUUCUUCGUAAUAAAUUAGAUACAUCACUUAAAAUUCAAAAUGAACUUCACCAAAUAUUAGAAGAUCAAUCCAAACAAAUAGAUUUUCUUCUCAGUUUUAUUAAUCAAGGAAAUACAAUGCAUAAAGAAUGUUUAAAAUUAUAUAGUCGAUGUUCAUAUGCAACACGUCCUCAAAGUAAAGAUACAAUUAUAUAUCAUUGUACAAUUUGUAAUAAUGCAAUUAGACGACGAUAUGUUACAUUACAUGCAUGCUCUUCCAAUAAUCAUAUUGAUUGUAUUUGUCAAAGUUGUUAUGAAAAACAAUAUCCAAUUCUAGAAGAUGCCGAUGAUGAAGAUUAG
Molecule: messenger RNA, 801 nt
Organism: Adineta steineri
Lineage: Eukaryota; Metazoa; Rotifera; Eurotatoria; Adinetida; Adinetidae
Source: the annotation of a GenBank genome assembly